UUCUUUCUCUUCUUCUCCCUCUCUCCUGUCUGUCUCUCUUCACUCUCUUCUCUCUCUUCUUCUCCCUCUCUCCUGUCUGUCUCUCUUCACUCUCUUCUCUCUGUUCUCUCUCUUCUUCUCCCUCUCUCCUGUCUGUCUCUCUUCACUCUCUUCUCUCUCUUCUUCUCCCUCUCUCCUGUCUGUCUCUCUUCUCUUUCUUCACUCUCUUCUCUCUCUUCUUCUCCCUCUCUCCUGUCUGUCUCUCUUCUCUUUCUUCUCUCUCUUCUCUCUCUUCUUCGCUCCAUCGUUCGUUUGCACAAUGUUUCUUCUCGGCGCGUGUGUGUUUCUUUUGCUUCUCGUCUGUCUGGCGCUGCUGUGGUUUUUCUCGACGCCCGACGGCUCCUCCCCCUUCUCGACUUUACACCGAGUCGUCUUUCUCGCGCUGCCCGCGCGCUUCCUCCACUUGCUCGAGCGCGUCUGCGGGACUCGCGUCCGUCGGGGCGUCGAGCGCGCUUGCUUCUACGUCUUUCACACCAACAAUCCGAUCGUCCAAAUCGUCUACCUCGCGGUGAUGAUCGGCGGCUACUCUCAAGUUGUCCUCGUCGGCUAUCCGUGGAUUCCAAACGCUUACCUCGGCGCCCACCACAAAUUCAUCGCCUUCGGCGCCUUCGUCGCCUGUCUCGCAACCUUCCUUGUCUGCUCGCUGAAAAAUCCGGGUAUCAUCAACCACACGAACGUGGACGACCAUGUCCGCCUUUACCCUUACGACGCGUGCAUCUACUUUUCCGAUACCGAGUGUUCGACCUGUCGCUUCCCCAAGCCGGCCCGGAGCAAGCACUGUCGACUCUGCAACGUCUGCGUCGCGCGCUUCGAUCACCACUGCGUUUGGAUCGGCAACUGUGUCGGAGCUCGCAACCAUGGCGUCUUCAUCAUUUUCCUCAUCACACACUUCCUAACUUGUGCAUACGGAUCUGUCGCCUCGUUGAGUCUCUUGCUGGGGAUUAUCGACGCCCAGAAACUCCUCUCCGCCACAUACAUCGAUCCUUCAACGGGCAGGAGGUCUGCUGCAACGUGGAGUAUUAUUUUCCAAUACAUGGCUGGGCGCUUCGGAUCGUUGAUUUUCCUCGCCGUUCUCUUCAUCGUUUUCUUCUUUCUGCUUCUCGGCUUCACCGCCUUCCACCUGUACACGGCUGUGUGGCGGAACAGCACGACGAACGAGAGCUUCAAGUAUCGCUGCAUGCGCCAGGUCUUGUCUUCUCCCUUUUCACUGGACGAUGAAGAGAGGAACUCGAUUUCUUCGGAGUCGGAAGGGAAACGAGGUUCGCGGGCAGCGGGAUGCGCCUCGCGGAAAGGAGAGAAAACAGGAGAGCGAGAAGGGGAGACAGAAGACGAACAAGGACGUCGCAACGCUGCAGAGCGCGGCGAGGAGGAAGGAGAACAAGAGUCAGCAGAAGAGAAGGAGCUUGAAGGAGAAGAAAACGCGAAAAAGGAGAUGCAUCCUGCUCUCAUGACGCCGGCUCGCGCAGCCCAACAUAUUGAGAAGGCGAGAGCGAAGUAUCGUCGGAACUUUCUCGACAGCGUUUUCGAAGUCUUUGCGUUCGACGAGUGGAUGCGCGAAACGCUGCGCCUCCAGGACGAGAAAUUCGCGAACGCUGUGGCCGCGGCGACUCGGGUGACACAGGAAGUCGUCGCAGCAGUCGGAGAAAAAGAGGAGAAAGAAAAAAAGGACGAAUGAGAACAACACGGAAGAAAGAAGAAGAGAAAGAAACAGCAGGAAGAAGACUAACAAGAAACAGGGAGAAGAGAGAAGAAGAGGAAGAGAAGAAGAGAGAAGAAGAGGAAGAGAAGAUGAGAGAGAGAAGAGAAAGUAACAAGAGGAGCACGAAGGAAGAAGGAACAAGAAACAAAGCAGAAGAAGUGAAAGGGAGUCUCUAGAGGACGACACUCGGAAGACGUCCGUCCAGAGAUUUGUAGAGGUUUUAGGCUCUACAGGCUCUCUCGUUCUUCCUUGUUUUGUCUGUGCGUCAUGGAACGGUAGUCGAAAAGGCAUCAAGCCGCAGAUUUAUAAACAGUGAAGAACCGGUGCUCACAUGGAAUCGACUCUGAAUUUUUCUUGGCUAGUCU
Molecule: messenger RNA, 2103 nt
Organism: Toxoplasma gondii ME49
Lineage: Eukaryota; Apicomplexa; Conoidasida; Eucoccidiorida; Sarcocystidae
Product: DHHC zinc finger domain-containing protein
Exons: 8
Coding region: 299-1714 (471 amino acids)
Biological process (GO): protein targeting to membrane; peptidyl-L-cysteine S-palmitoylation
Cellular component (GO): endoplasmic reticulum; Golgi apparatus
Molecular function (GO): protein-cysteine S-palmitoyltransferase activity
Source: RefSeq, a predicted model, not a curated record